GAGUCGCCACCUUUAACCCGGAGCUGCUUCUCCGCGCGUGCAACCACUCCGGCGUGUUCUAGAAUCUCCGUCUCUGUGUCUCUAUAGCCGCGUGUCCCCGCGUCUCUCCGCGUGUCCCCGCCUCUCUCCGCGUCUCUCCGCGUUGUCCCUGCGUGUCCCCCGGGUGUCUUCGUCAUGGCGGGGGAGGUGGUGGUGGACGCGCUGCCCUACUUCGACCAGGGCUACGACGCGCCGGGCGUCCGCGAGGCGGCCGCUGCGCUCGUGGAGGAGGAGACACGGCGAUACCGCCCGACCAAGAACUACUUGAGCUGCCUCCCUCCUCCUGAGCUGAGCGCAUUCGAGACGGAGAUCAUGCGGAAUGAGUUUGAGCGUCUGGCUGCCCGACAACCCAUGGAGCUUCUGAGCAUGAAGAGGUACGAGCUGCCCCAGCCCCUGGCGGGCCAGCGGAAUGAUGUGUCGGCGUGGCAGGACAGCGUCGCCAACUCGUGCGCACAGCUGGAGCACCAGGCCGAGCGGAUCCUCAACCUCACGCUGCUCGGCUCGCACGGCACUAACGCGUGGCGCGCGCACACGCAGUUUCUGUCUCAAAUGGCUGAGCAAGCACAGAAGGAGCUGCAGAAACUGAGGAAGGACAUCCAGGACAUAAACUGGCAACGCAAGAGCGAGCAGCUGAGCACUGGGGUGGAGCUACGGAGAAUGGAGACACAGUGGGCGACCCUGGUGAGCAAGAAUUAUGAGAUUGAGCGCGCGGUGCUGCAGCUUGAGGCGGAGGUCGCCUCACUCAAACAAAAACAACCGCAACAACCAUUGCAACAAGCACCGCAACCACAAGGCGAGGAGGAAGAGGAGAAGAUGGCACCCUGACGCCUUCAUGACAACCAUGCUCAUACACCAUGGCAACCAAGCAACACCCACACACGACCCACUGUGUCUGUGAUAGCCAUGCAGCACCCCGUCACCGUGGCACGUGCACAACACCGAGACGUCACUGUGACCAGAGAAAGUGCACACACCCUGUUGUCACCAUGAUAAUCGCACAUCACCCCAAUGUCUCCAUGACAACCACACAACACCCACACCAUUGUCACUGUGGCAACCACACAACACCCCAAAAUUACCGCACAGCCACACAUCAACCAUCAUGGGGCGGUCCCCCCCCCCGCCACACGCUGUCACCGCACCAGAAUAAACACUGACACUCAUCGA
Petromyzon marinus (sea lamprey) is the source of this 1206-nucleotide messenger RNA. RefSeq names its product BCAS2 pre-mRNA processing factor (gene BCAS2). Gene Ontology annotation, biological process: mRNA processing. Lineage: Eukaryota; Metazoa; Chordata; Hyperoartia; Petromyzontiformes; Petromyzontidae. The record is from RefSeq and is a predicted model, not a curated record. Gene Ontology annotation, cellular component: Prp19 complex; catalytic step 2 spliceosome; precatalytic spliceosome.